AUGUUGAUCGUACCUGCCAGGGCAAUGCGGGUGAAAUUAGCAGCAAUCCAACCGUACAGAUUCUACCGAUAUUUUGAACGGCCACCGUUUGCUCCCAUCUAUUAUCCUACUGCGGAAGAAUUUCUCGAUCCUCUGGCGUACGUGGCGAAAAUUCGCCCAGAAGCUGAACAGUAUGGUGUCGUCAAAAUCGUUCCACCAGAGAGUUUCAAACCACCUUUCGCCAUAAAUAGUGAGACAUUCGAGUUCACUCCCCGCAUUCAAAAACUCAACGAAGUUGAAGCCAUUGUAAGAGAAAGACAGGUGUUUCUUGAGAAGAUUACAACGUUCUGGCGUUUGCAAGGGUUUGAAUUCAAAAACCUGGUGAUAGAUGGCAAAAAUGUUGACCUCUUUAAGCUUUACAAGGUAGUCAAAAGUUUGGGUGGAGCUAGCACAGUAACAUCUAAAAAACAAUGGACUCAAGCUUCGCGAAAAGUGAAUGUACGAAGCAAUCACGGGACCUCCAAUCUCAAAGCUUAUUAUCUCAAGUUUAUGCAACCUUUUGUGUCCGUUUUAGAGAGUACACCCCCUGCUGAGGAAGAUCCUCAAAGUGAUACGGACACAAAAUGUCGUGAGGAAGAUUGUCAGCCAACUAUGCAGGGAAGAAGACGAGCAGCACGUCCAAAGGGAAGAAUGAUGGCAGGGCUUCCGCAACCUAAAAGGAGCAAAGUAACGACAUCUAAAAAAAAAGCUGAUCCAAUGGAAAGUGUUUUCUGUAGUGUAUGUGGUAGUGGUGAUGAUGAAGACCGUCUGUUGCUAUGCGAAGAUUGUGACAAGAGCAUUCAUACCCACUGUUGCGAUCCACCUUUGGCUGGAGUCCCAAAGGGUGAAUGGCGUUGUCCUAGUUGUGUCGCAAAAGAAGUUUCCAAGAUUGGUCUCAACUAUGGCUUCUAUGACGCUCACGUCAAGUAUAAUCUAUUCACAUUCGCCGAGUAUGCUAAUAAGUUCAAAACUGACUACUUCGGCGUUAAGGAACCUGAGGAUGUGCCAGAUGAUGCAGUAGAACGUGAAUUUUGGCGGAUAGUAUUCGACACGGAAGAAACGGUAUCGGUUAAGUAUGGUGCGGAUCUCAUAACUAGCAAGGUGGGUAGUGGAUUUCCUCGUAAAGGAGACGACCAUCGCGGUAUUGAUGCGAAACAGAAGCAUUUAUAUGCAAAUCAUGCUUGGAACUUGAAUAAUCUCCCAGUUCUGAAAGAAUCGGUCCUUUCACAUAUCGAAACAGGCAUAUCUGGUAGGGGAGAGCGAAAAAUUUGGUACGGAAUUGGUGGCGAGAAUGCCAGCAUGUUCGAAGAGACCGUACGUAAAUUAGCUCCUGGAGCGACGAUACAGAAAGAUAUUUUUCAUCACAUGACGACCGCUGUAAAUCCAGCUAUACUGAUUUCAAUGGGAGUAAAAAUAUGGACGGUUCAUCAAAAUGCUGGCGAAUUUGUGAUCACUUUCCCUCGGGCAUAUCAUGCGGGAUACAAUGAGGGUCUUAACUUUGCAGAAGCUGUGAACUUCGCUCCUAUUGAUUGGUUGAGCAAGGGACGUAAAUGCAUCGCUGAAUAUGCUGAUGUCCGCCGGUUUUGUGUAUUCUCUCACGAUGAGUUGGUGCUGAAAAUGGCUUCUUCUUGCGAAAAAUUAGGAAUUGCUAUGAGCUUAGCGACUUUGGAUGAAAUGCUGGAGAUUGCAAAGCGAGAGACUCAGCAUAGGACGCGUGUUGUCAAUCACGGAGUAUCACUGUCACAAAGAGAGAAUUUCGAGUCCAUUGCAGAUGAUGCUCGCGUUUGCAGGUAUUGUAACACCACCGUGUUCCUUUCCGCUUUAAUAUGUUCACAUGGAAAAACAGUAUGCCUCGAACACAUUGAUCAUCUGUGUAGUAAAUGCCCGCCUUCUGAAUGUACACUGAAAUAUCGUUACACUGUGGAAGAACUUGGCGAAAUCGUUCAUAAGCUGGAAGAACGUACUACUCUCUACUUUGAUUGGAAAGAGCAAGUGGACAGUUUGCUGAACGAUUCUCACAACAAACCAUCCUUGAGCGCUGUUGAGAGUCUUUUGGAAACAGCGCGACAUAAACGGUUCCCGCAUACAAGCCCGUUAGUCAAACUCCAGGACAUCAGCAAAGUCUGCCACGCUGCGGCGGAGAAGGCUCGAACACUCCUCAAUGGAAAAAUCAGAACAAGGGUCAAAACGAGGAUACAAAGAGCAGAUACUCGCUUGGAUUUGGGAGGCAUCCAUGACUUCAUUGAUGAAUUGAGAAAUCUUCCAUGUGACCAGCAGAAUCUCGUUCAUGAGCUUGAGGAGCUCAUCAAGAAGAUUGAAGCUUGGCAAACAGAAGCGAGUGACGCCAUCAAGAAAUGUACAGACGAUGACGCACUCCUGACGAGCACUAGUUUACGUGCACUCGCGGAGCAAGGGGAAGACUUUGAUGUUCGUUUGGAUGAAGUGGACCAACUUUGGCGGACUAUCGAAAUGCGGGAAUGGAAUGAUAACGCUAAAUACGUGUUGGAAUGGACCACAGCAGAAGGAAUUGAGGAAAGCGAUGACUUUUUGACGAUUAAACGGUGGAAGCCUGACGAAGUUUUGCGCUUGGUAUCUGAUGGAGCUCGGUUAUUCCCGAACGGCGGCCCUUCUUCACCAGUGAAUCGCCUGCACUCUCUACUUAAGGCAGCUCUGUUGGAUGAGUCAAAGGUUGAGCUGUUACUCGCAGACUCUACAGCAAACGAAAAAGACUUGGAAAAUGUUUGGAAGGAAAUUCGUGAAUCAGACUGGCUCGAUACCAAAAUCAUGAGCACAAUGCGAGAGGAAAUAGUGCGGCUGUAUGCUGUUCAACAGCGAGCACAACAGGAAGAGGUGUCUUUGAAUGAAACGAUGGACCUUAUAAAGGAAUGUGAAAGCUCGAAAUUCCUAACCAACUCAGGCUUAUACGACAGUUUGCUCGAUGUAAAGGAUAGCCUACUUAACUUUACCCAACGCCUCGUCAACUUGUUUCAAAAGCCGGCCUCCUAUUAUAAUCUUGUUGAGAUCAUUCGGGAUCGAGACGACCUCGCUGCUUUAGUGGAAGGACAGUCACUCCCUCGGUAUUUGAAUGAGGACUUAGCACCUGAAGAACAAUGGCUGCAGUUGAGUGAGUUUGGCAGCUCAACGGAGAUGAAGCAACAUCUGUGUUCAUUGAGAGCGCAAUCUCGAGCACUCAUAGGCUCACUGCAGCUGAUCAAUACGCAACGAAAUGUCGCUGACACAUGUGUUUGUGCAAGUCCUGGGAAUCCUGAUGCGGAUCUUCUAGUAUGCAUUCUUUGUCGUGCGAAGUACCACGGCACGUGCUGUGAAUGGGAUCCCUUUUUGGAUCGUCUUCCUGAAUGUACAUAUCUUUGUGUGAGGUGUCUGCGCGGGCGAAGACCAUGUAUCGAAGAUGUUCAAGCCGCGUGCAAUCUAGCUCCUCAGAACUCGCUAGAGUUCGCUCUGGUUCGAGAGAUGAUUUGCCGAGGACGUGAAUUGUCUUCUAAUGCGAAGUCCCUCCUAUCAAAUAUCAGCGACGAGGAUGAGUUGAGCAUAGAACUAGAAGAAAGAGCUCAAACAGCUGUGGAGUCUGUGCUAGCAUGCGAAGUUCUUGAUAUGGAUAUCUUGCCUAAAGUUGUUUCGAUUAUACAGAAAACUUGCUCGGAUAUCUUAGCACAACAAAAGAGAGCUUGGAUGGAGAUGCGAAAUCGACCUGCACGAUCAUCGCCAUUGCCUUCCCUUUUUGUUCGACAAAAACGCGGAAAGCGAAAUUCGGGAAAACAUUUGGCCAAGAAGGAACGGAAACGAUCACGUGUCGUAUACCAUCAGGACGACGAGCAGUGUUCUGCCGACACAUGUCUAAAACCCUACGGUGAAACUGUAGGAUGGAUUUUAUGCGAAGCUGGCUGCGCUCGUUGGUAUCAUUAUGUGUGCAUCGGUAUGACAGCCGAGAGUGCCAAAUCUUUGCCAUCGUACAUUUGUUACCGCUGUAGCGGUACUGUUCAACAAAUUGCACAACAUCCAGUGGCUGUGUAA
Haemonchus placei is the source of this 4050-nucleotide messenger RNA. The record is from the annotation of a GenBank genome assembly. Lineage: Eukaryota; Metazoa; Nematoda; Chromadorea; Rhabditida; Trichostrongylidae.